GUGAGGAAGUUGAGCGGGAUGCAGCUGAUGGCAGAUCGUUUGUCCUGCUGACGGAGGAGCAGCGCAUCGGACCGCCCCUGAGAUCAGACCGCCCCGGCGAUCGGACCUCCCCAGAGACCGGACUCGGUGCUGGUGGGGGGGACUUUAUGUCAGGGCUCGCGCGCUUCCGGAAACUUAUUUUCAUGUGCGCAAUGCCUGCACGCGCGCUCCGGCUCCGCCGCGCACACUUUGGGUUUGUUUUGUUUAUUUAUUUAUUUACAGAAACAUCGGUUUAGACUGCAGGCGCGCGCGCCCGCCCGCGGUUCCGUUCUUAAAUCCCGCACGCUGCACUGAGGAUGAGGAGGCUGAGGAUGGAGGAGAUGAUGAUGAGGAUGAUGAUGAUGUUUUCCCCGGAGCGGCUCGUGCGCGCAGGCUGGUCCUGAAUCAGGAGAGAAGAGGAUCUGCGCAGCUUCCCGAAAACCCAAAAGGUAGAGCUGUCUGACUGCGCCGGAGUCUGGGCGUGACCUGGAGGAGUCUCCCAGCGCGGGACAGUCAUGGAGAAGUGCUGUUCUGAAUGUCCGGAGCCGCGACUCGCCCAGAGUUUGUGCACCUUCUGCAACAAGUGGCUGUGUUUCCAAUGUACGGACCUGCACCAGCACGAGAGAGCGUUAGCGCCCGCCCCGCCCGAGUCGAGGCAUCACCCCAGCUCCAGCAGUCCCACAGCGCCGCCGGAGCCAGGUUCGGCUUGUUGUGGUCGUGCGGUUGUCAUGUGUCCCCUCCAUAAACAGGAGCUUCUGGAGCUCUUCUGUGAGACGUGUGACCUUCUGGCCUGCAGCAUCUGCCACCUGUCUGCACACAAGGACCAUCGGCUGGUCCACGUUGGCAAGGCUUUACAGGAUCAACGCUGGCUUCUGGAGAACCUGAUGGCCCGGGUGGAGGAGAAGAGAUCAGCUGUGGAGAACACCGCCAAGCAGAUUCAGGGCAGACUUCACAGCGUAAAGAUCACACAGAGGAAGGCUGAAAACCAGAUUAAAAUGGCCAAGAUGAUAAUGAUGAACGAGCUGAACAAGCGGGCCAACCUAUUAAUAGAGCAACUGGAGAGCAUCUCCAGCGGGUUUAAGCAGCAUCUGGAGGACCAGCUGCAGGGGGCGAUAGAGCUCUGUAGCCAGCUGGAGCACGUGCAGAACUUCAUCACCUGGGCGGUGGCGCAUCACAGGAGGAACCCGCUGCUGUUCAGCAAAGAACUGAUCGCUCUUCAGAUGCAGCAGCUCCUGGAGCCUCUGAUCCACUCCGAGGCCUGGGCUCCUCUCAAGAUCAAGUUCAACUGGGACGCCAGCUUCUGGACCAAACAGAUCUCCACUCUGGGUCAGCUGAGCGUUGAGGGAGGGAGUCGCGCGUACACCGAGGGCGUGGCCCGGCCCGCCAUCUUGAGACCUCAGCCUGUCCCCUGCGUGUCCGUGCCGUCUCUGUGUUAUCCGGUCCGAGAGACAGACUGCAGCUACCAGUCCUUCUGCCAACACCAGCUCUGCUGCCUGCACUGCCGACCGGUUCCGUCCGUCCCUCUGGAGAAGUACCCGCACCCACUGGACAAGUAUUCGGUACCGCACGCUCAGGAACCCAGCUGCAGUUCUCCUCCGAGCCUGCAGGGGCGCUGGAAUGCUGACGCCGCGGCCCAAGCUCACCCGUCCCAGAAUUCCACGCGGGCCGAGUCAGCGCGGCGGACCCCGGCUCCUGAGACUCCGGGCGAGUUCCAGCCCCGGAGCGUCCGAGAGCGGCCCACGGAUCAGCUCCAAGAUUCUGGGGACACGGACAGCGGCGAGGAGCGGCGUGUCUCAGCGCAGGCGGACGAGGACAGGAGAAACUCCGGAGCCACGGACAUGCUGCUGCAGGACGCGCGGUGUGAAGUGAGCGCCGAGAGCCCGGAGAGCAGAACCGGAGUGUGUGGCGUCUCCGCAGAACCGGGAGCGUCGGGCGGCGCUGCGUACGGAAUGUGUUCUCUCGGGGCUAAUCAGAGCCGAGGAACCGCGGCCCAGCAACAGCCGGACUACACGAGUCCUCCUGAAGGAACUCCAGAGGACGAGAUGAUCCGGCUUCAUCCAGACAGCCGUGACGGUUCCUCUCAGACAGUCUACAAGACUGAGCCAGAAAGCGCCUAUGCAUAUUCUUAUGAAAACACCAGCUGUACGUCUCCAGAUAAAUGCAGCACAUCAAGAAAUGCUCAGGACACCAGCAGCAAAGCUCCUGACGGUUCGAAGGUUCCAGUUGUGUGUCUGGAACGGCUGAAGAUCCUGGUGUCCAAAUGUCCACCACAGGGACACCACAGCACGGCUCCUCCAGCUGACUCCAGACUGAAGUGUGAAGGCAUCAUGGCCCAGGAGCUGGAAAGAGAACUUAGUGCCGAGGAGGAAUCCAGUGAAGAUCCAGGACAGAGGACGGAGGAGGCUCAGUUAGUGAGUGAGCCACAGUUAGCAGAAUAUCUUCCAUGCAGCACAGCAGCUCUCGAUUCAGAGUCAUCAUUACGGGAGAUGUGCAACAUAAACCAGGAAUGUUCAGAACCCAGUACUGCACCGGUCCAGUCCAGCGAUCCUGAAGCUUCCACACCACCUGAAUCUAAUCAUGCUUCUGAUCCUAAUCCGCCUGAGUCCAGAUCAGCGCCGGUGUCGGACUUGCAGCCGGAAUCCACAGCGGAAGCUGACUUCGGUUCAGACGUGGAAGUGGAGUCGGAACUUCAAGCGGAAUCGGAUCCGAGUUCCACAUCCGAACCGCCUAUCGAACUAGACUCAGAAUCAGACCCGGAGUGCGAGCAGGUUCCAGAGAUUUCCGCAGAGUCCGAGCAUGAGCUGGAAUCCGAUGCAGACUCCACUGCUGAAGUGACUCUGAAUCUGGAUCAGGAGUGUGAGUGGGAGGCGGAGCGAGUCGGCGCAGGCGCGAGCGUGCAGCAGGAGCGGCCCAGGGUGGGCGUGGUCGAGCAGGACUGUGAGGAGAUGGAGAGCGAGGACUUCUGCGCCGUCUGCUCUAUCGGAGGCGAGCUGCUGUGCUGUGAUCGCUGCCCCAAGGUCUUCCACCUGACCUGCCACGUGCCCUCUCUUCUCAGCUUUCCCACGGGCGACUGGGUGUGCAGUCUGUGCAGAGACGCGCAGCGGCCGGAGACGGAGUAUGACUGCGAGGACUCCCGGCUGCCCGCAAACACGCCGCCAUCUGCACUGUCAGCGUGUGACCUGAGGAAAUGUGAGAAGCUCACGCUGCUGAUCUACAGCAACAUCCUGAGCGCUCCGUUCCACGAACCCGUCAGUCCACUGGCUCGUCAUUAUUAUCAGAUCAUUAAGAGGCCCAUGGACUUGUCUAUCAUCCGGAGCAGACUGAGGAAGAGCAGCUCGGUCCACUACAGCUCGGUCCGAGAGUUCGUCACUGACGUCUUGCUGAUGUUUAAGAACUGUGCCAAGUUUAACUACCCGGAUUCAGAAGUUGCUCAGGCCGGCCGCAGUCUCCAGACCUUCUUCUUCUCCAAGCUCGGCGAGGUUUUUCCCGAGCUCAGCUGUCCCGCUCCCGAUGACGACUCGGAGAGCGAUGAUUAUGAAGAGCCUGAGUGUGCGGCGGCCGCCGGCUUCCCCUGGCCUGAGAGGAGAGAGCAGAGCCACAGGAAGAGGAAGAGGAGGCGCUCGCUCAGCUGGAGGAGACAUCACUAUUAACCUCCCGUUUUUCUGAACUUCUAAACUGUACAACAAGUGACACCGUUUCCAUCCGGCCACAGAAGAGCUAAACCUGAUUCAGAUUUUUUUUUUUUAAAGUUCACAUCUUCCUCGUUUCUUGAUGUUUUGUAAUCCUGUGUAUUAUGCUGUUCUAUAUUUACACAGCUGGAGCUUUAUAGACCUGAAUGUCAUGCUGCAAUGUUCUGCACUGGAGUGGACUUCAUGUCAGAGCUUCUCUUUGGAAAGUUUUUGAUAUCUCACAGGUUGCUGGCGACUGCUGCUUAGUGGACGUAGAUGAGCGAUGUCGAUUGGUUGUAAACGAUACAGUAAUAUACAGUAUAUUUAUUAUAGAGAAUGUGAUAUGGUAUGUUUUUAUAUGCUUUAUACGCCCUGUAUAGAGUAUAGUGAGCUUUUACUGUUUCCUACUGUAAUAACCCAUUAGACCUGUAGAGGGAGCGGUUUCUAUAGCCUUAAGCCCAACAGCCGUUCACAUUGGACAGACGAUGUUGAAUUAAUUCUUCCUCUGGCUAUUUAUCAAUCAAAAUAUUCCUCCUAUUCUGGAGAGGAACAUGGAUUCUGAUUGGAUGUUGCUAGGUAACUCGUUUUAAAUAUGUAUCACUUAAAUGUUAAUUUAGUAAUGAUUCUGAAAUAUUCAAGUAAUGAAUUAUUUCUCAGGUAGAAGUAAUGGAGGAGUGCAGUUUAUUCCUCUGUACAGGGUAGAUCAGAAACUAAAACUCUUCAUAUUAAUAAUAAUAAUAAUAAUAAUAAUAAUUUGUAAUAGUGUAAAAAGCGUUUAAUUCUUUUAUUCUCUUAUUGUAAAGUAAUUAUCUGGAUUAUUUGAGCUUUAUAUAGACUUCAGUUUGCACUUCAGCUUCUUUGAUAUAAUCCCUCUUUAAACCAUUUACAGCUUUAUUGAAGACUGACGUCAUCGGUAUCUACAUUUCUUUGCUAACACAGUACUUUUUUAUUAUUAUUUUUUUAAUCUGCUGUAUGUUUAAUCUUUUCACUCUUGAGUUUGGAAGUGUUUCUAACGAGCCGAUAAUAAACACACAGCUGCUCUGACUUGCCUUCAUAAAAAUUAAACAUCCUGAAACUUAAACA
Messenger RNA from Clarias gariepinus (North African catfish), 4769 nucleotides. It is a transcript of the gene trim66, whose product is annotated as tripartite motif containing 66. The transcript is spliced from 18 exons. The record is from RefSeq and is a predicted model, not a curated record. Gene Ontology annotation, molecular function: zinc ion binding; protein binding. The coding region runs from base 534 to 3668 and encodes 1044 amino acids. NCBI's taxonomy places the organism in Eukaryota, Metazoa, Chordata, Actinopteri, Siluriformes, Clariidae.